Molecule: messenger RNA, 3365 nt
Organism: Leptopilina heterotoma
Lineage: Eukaryota; Metazoa; Arthropoda; Insecta; Hymenoptera; Figitidae
Gene: Achl
Product: la-related protein 6
Exons: 4
Coding region: 1090-2736 (548 amino acids)
Biological process (GO): RNA processing
Cellular component (GO): nucleus
Molecular function (GO): mRNA binding
Source: RefSeq, a predicted model, not a curated record
GUCUCAGAAGGGGACAUGGAACUGAACGGCGACCCUGGUUGGAAUGAUCGAGUCGCACUCUUGACCGGCAUUCAAGCAAGGUCACGACCUCAGGGGAGGUCUCCGACGACGAGCUUUACCUUCGGGGCAAAGCAUCGCGCAUGCGUACCACCUGCUCGCCCGGCGAAAGUAUUUAAACAAGAUCGCGGGCCUUUCAGAAGGCCACUAUUCUUCGAACUGUCACGAAUCGCGCAACUUCCUUUUUAUUAUCAUUAUUAUUAUUAUUUAUCAUUUUUUUAAAAUCGGCAAAAAAAAUCAGGAGGUACCAAAAGAAAAGAAGGGGGGUAAAGAAAAUUAGGAGCGUCCUUAUCAGAUCGGGAAGACUUCAUCUCACGAAUGCAAUUUCGUUUCCUCUCUUCCUGUCCGGAGGACACGGACGCUCCCUUCCUAAACGCCUCUCACCGCAGCACUUUAAUUACCUUCAACAGUGACCAGUGUUAUUUGCCAGUUAAACUGACAGUGUCUGUCACUAAGUGUCGUUCUCCACUUAGAAUCAACGCAAAAAAAACCACUCAUCGUCAAUGUUUGCCGCAAGCUCUUCAGAAACUUUUCAGGAAACUAGAAUAGUUAUUUCCUUUUUCUUUCAUUUCUCGUGAGAAUAAAAGUGUUUUCUUUUUCUGAAAAAAGAUAGAACUAAUCUGUGAUAAUUAGUUUUUUCCAACUCUUUUUUUUUAAUACGAGAAUUCAUUAAUAUUAAGUAAUUUUAUUUUAAAAUCAAUUAAGUGCUUUUCUAUUCGACAAAUAUUUAAUACUCUAAGCAAUUAAUUGAUUCAUUAACAUAAAAUCAAUAUUAAAUUAAUAUUAAAUGUACUGAAUUUAUUGACCGAAUUUUAUUUAUUUUAUUUAUUUUAUCCAUUUUAUUAAUCGAAUUUUCUUAAUUGAUUUUCAAAUUUCAUUAAUUAAAUUUUGUGAUAAUUGCAAAUUUUCAAGAAGAUUGUAAAAAAUUUGUCUUAAUGUAAAAUAAUAGUGUGCAUACCUCGAAUGUCCUGAAUUUAUUUUUAAAAAGAAAAUAAGAGAAAAGAAAGCCCUCUUUCUUUCCGCGAGUCAGUCAUGGAGGAAAUGGAAGUGCAACAAGAAUUAGAGGACAAAUUGGGAAAUUUGUCAUUUUCACCGCCGCCGAUGAAAAAAUCCGACACAAGGGAUAGUAUUUCGUCAAUUGACAGUGAUGUGAGUCUUUCCUUCGAUCGUCGCGGUUCUAAGGGUGAAGAGGCCGAUUUAUCCGAUAGCGGCAGUUCCGAUUGCGACAGAAAAAUCAGGAACGAGACGAAUCUACAAAAAGCACAAAAUAAAAUUAGUGAUCACGAUUCUGGCGCUGAUUCGUUUGACGAUAUUGUGCCCAGGGAAUCGGAAAGUCAGGUUGCGAAAGAGAAGGCAACAGCAACAGUCGCGGAAGAUUUCGUUCCGCCUUGCGAUGAAUUGUCCGAUAAGAUUUGCGCACAGGUGGAAUUUUACUUCUCCGACGAAAAUAUUGUUAAGGAUGCAUUUUUAUUGAAGCACGUGAAACGAAAUAAGGAAGGUUACGUGUCUCUAAAAUUGAUCUCUAGUUUUAAGAGGGUCAAACACCUUAGUCGUGAUUGGAGAGUGGUGGGCGCUGCUUUGGCGAGGUCAAAAAAGCUCGAGGUAAACGAGCUCGGCACCAAGCUAAGAAGAAUUGAUCCAUUGCCGCCUUUUGAUCAGACAACACCAUCGAGAACUGUUCUCGCCGCCCGUUUGCCAUUGGAAAAAUUGUCCGUCGAAGCUGUUGCGGAACUCUUCAAAUCGUGCGGCGAAAUUGCUUUGAUCCGCGUUCUACGACCCGGCCAUCCUGCGCCUGCUGAGGUGCGACAGGCAAUUGCAAAGAGACCAGAUUUAGCAUCGAGUGAAGAAUGUGCAAUGAUUGAAUUUAUUGAUUCGGCCUCAGCGAGAAUGGCUCUGCAAAUGCCUUUAGGUGAAGCAAAGAUUUAUGCUCUCCAACAGACAGCUGAUAAGAAGAGGAAGCAACAAUCGACGAAGAAGAAUCCCGUAACGAGGGUCUCUCGCGAGGAGACUUAUAAUUCUUCAAGCUGCGCGAGCGGUUCUGAGAAUGAUGAAGGGAAAUCGAGGCAUCGCAGGCAAAUUUACAAUCAUCCGGUUUAUCAUGUAUUCACUGGUCAUCCCUUUCAGCCUGGUCCACCAUCACCGGAAAAUUGGAUGCCAAGAAGACUCUCCUCGUGCUCAAUGUCCGGGGGUCCUGACAAUGGACAAUUACUCCUUCGACGUCUCUCCUCGUGUUCGGGAUCGGGUUCAGAAUCCGGUAAUUUUGGCCGAAGAUUCUCGUCAUGUUCAUCGAGUUCGGAGACUGGUUACUUUCACGCUGUUUAUCCACCGGGAUAUUAUCAUCAGCCAACGCGACGAUUCUCCUGCUGUUCUGGUUCAGGCGGUGGUGGUGGUUCAUCGGGUUCAGAUUGCAGUGGCGGUUGUUUCAGUCCAACGAGACGUGGUUCUGCCGAUUGUGGACCAUUUCUUCGUCGUCUCUCCGCCUGUAGCCGUGAUUCCGGCUAUGAAAUGGGAACAAGAAGAUUGUCCUCGUGCUCAUCGAGUUCAGAGACUGGAUUCUUCCGACCAAGAAGUAAUAGUGGAAUUGUAGUCGCUCAUCUGCCGGAAAAUGUCACGAGACUACCGUCUGGACCCGAUGGAACACGGGGAUUUGGCAGACCACCUAGAAUGGCUACUAGUUAGUUAUAAAUAUUAUUUUCACUUGUAAUUUGUAAAUAUGUACAUUAAUGUAAAAUAUAUUGUUGAAAUUUUCUUAUUUUAAGAAAAAAAAAAAAUAUUGUGUGAGUAUGUACCUAUUCAGGAAGUUAUAAUUUUAAUUCACAUGAUUCACAUUAAAGCAUAGAGUCGAUUGCUUUCGAUAUUUUGUAAAUAGUCAAAAUCGUCAAAAUAAAGGCGUUGCUUUCAUUUCUUCAAUGAAUAAUGUCACAAAAUAAUUUGUUUACUAUUUUUUUUUACUUUUGACGCUCUAAUUUAAAAUCUAAUGUUAUAAUUAUCCUGUCAUGCAUGAAUUUAAAUUUCUCAAAACAUUUAUCGUCAUUCAACGUCAAAUUAUUAAAAAAUGUUGAGUAAAGUCUGAUACAUAACCUCAAACAUUUUAGAUGUGAGUCCUCAAUAUUCUCGCUCACUGCGGACAAUAGUAUUAAACUUCUUCUUCAAUUUUAAUACAACUUGAUUCAUUUUUUCACAAACAUUCAUUGACAAUAAACAAAAAAAAUAAUAGAAUAGAAAGAACUGAAAAAAAUCUCUUUCUUUCUUUAUUCAAAAUAUACUGAAGUACAACGCGAACAAUUUGAAAAGUUUCAACGAAUAUC